UCUUGGCGGCAGCGAGUAUCUUGAUCGCACUGGUUGCUGGGAUAUGUUGACAUCACGCGUGGAACCGGGCGCCAAUUUUCUUUGUUUUCCAUGAAAUUUACGAGAAAAAUGCCCACUUAUUUUCGAUAUUUUACCGUCAUUUGCAGACGCAGUAAGUUGAGAAAUUGUAAAUUAGAAUAGCGACAUUUACGACAAAGUUUGGCGGCACAUACUGACCGCACUGGCUGCUGGGAUAUGUUGACAUCACGCGUCAUUUUCUUUGUUUUCCAAGAAAUUUACGAGAAAAAUGCCUGUCAAUUUUGGAGAUUUUAGCGUCAUUUGCAGACGCAGUAAGUUGAGAAAUGGCAAAUGAGAAUAUUGGGGGUUUAUCUGUGCGAAGCUUACAACCGUUUUGACGUGUUACAUUGAUUUCAUUAAACUGAAGACAACACUUACGGCAUACGCCGCCUGUCACAAAGUACGCUGCCAGUUUGCAAAUGUCGGCAAAGUAAAGUGUCGGUUCUUUUCUUCAAGCUUCAAAGAAACAUUGAUCGUCCGCUUCGGCAUUGAUUGAAGACUAGACAAAGUGAGGUCUUCUUUACAUUUGAAUAUGUACUCUAAGUCUUUUUUGUCUUGAUACCAAGCCAAGCUCCUGAGUGAGUAGAGUGAGCUUUGAAGAACAAAGAAAAUGGCGACCAAGAUUUUAGACAAGUUUGCGUCAAGCCCUAUAAAGUUGGGCCUUUCUAGACGGAACUCAGUCUAUUCACAUUUUGUGCGGACACGAUGGCAAGCAAACCGAAGAAGAUACCGAAGAAGACGCUUACGCUGGGGGAGAAGAUCGAGGUCAUCAAACGAUACGAGAGGGGUGGAAUUGGAGCUCGAACCCUGGCUGGGCAGUACGGUGUGGGCAAGACACAGAUUCAGAACAUCGUCAACAGAAAGCAUGAGUACCUUGACGAUUUCGAAAACAACGCACCGGUGAACAAAAGGAGAAAGCUUCUUCACACUGGAAACGAUGAAAUCAACAAACUGUGUUGGGAGUUUUACUGUGACACGACCAGCCGCCUAGUAACAUGUUCUGGGCCGUUGCUACAGGAGCAGGCGUUAAAUUUUGCAAACGAUCUCGGAGUUAUUGAGUUCAAAGCCUCUAACGGGUGGCUGGAGAGCUUCAAAAAGCGCCACAAUCUUGGACUAAGCACUAUGGUAGGUGAAAGUGCCGGGGUUGACAACACUGUGGCCGACGAUUGGAAAGAAAAGCUUCCUCAAAUCAUCGACGGCUACGCACCUCAAGACGUGUACAACAUGGAUGAGUCAGGACUUUUCUACAGGGCAACGUCAACUAAGACUCUGUUCGUAAAAGGUCAGCAGUGUAGCGGAGGGAAGCAGUCAAAAGAGCGCCUGACGAUCAUGCUUUGCUCUAACAUGGUGGGAGACAAGGAGAAGCCACUUGUGAUCGGAAAAUCGCAACGCUGUUUCAAACGCAUCAACACGAAAACCUUGCCUGUGACAUACACAAACAACAAGAAGGCGUGGAUGAACUCGUACUUAUUCACGGACUGGUUGAAAAAGUUGGACAAAAAGAUGGGACGGCAAGGAAGAAAGAUCCUGCUGUUCAUGGACAACGCACCCAGCCAUCCAGCGGUCACCCUACGCAACAUCGAGCUGAAAUACUUCCCGCCCAACACAAUCCUUAGAAAAGUGUUGUGCAUGUAAUUAUUCCAUGUACUAUAAUUGUUAGUUUACAAUGUACUUGUGUUAUGCAUUUGCACACAGAUAAGUAGUAAAGACAUGGAUGAUAGAGUGUGUUAAACUUAAUGAUUGAAGACUUGUCAGUUUACUUUACACAAGUGUUGUACAUGUGUACAUGUAAUUGUUACUAUAAUUGUUAGUGUACUUGUACUAUGCAUUUGCACACAUGUAAGUACUUAAGACAUGGAUAAUAAAGUCUGUGGAACUUAUUGAUUGAAGACUUGUCAGUUUCUUUACUGCCGCCAUGUUGUUUUCUAUAUAAAGACCACCUAUGUAAGAAGACCACUUUUGCUGGGUCAUUUGAGUGGUCUUCUUAUACAGGUUUGACUGUGUUUCGAUACUUUGCCAUUGCGAGAAGCCUCUGAUGUUCCCCUUCAGUUCAAGGUAGUUAAGUAUUUAGUUACGUUAGACAUCCAGGUAAUACGAUACGCCAAAUAGCAAUUACUCAAGCAACUGGAUGUGAUUUUGGAAACAGGCAGAAUCCACUACCUUUCAUUGGUGUCAAAGGUUGACACUGACAGUGUCAGUGAUAAAAGGUAGUGGAUUCUGCCUGAAAUGUCUGACUGUUUCCAAAAUGAUAUACAGUUGCUUGAAUAAUUGCUAUUUUGCAAAGUAAAGUAAUGAUUUUCGUUUGUGUCUUGUCUGUGUUUCUACAAUACAGUCUCUGCAUGUUCCACCAGAGG
This is a messenger RNA of Branchiostoma floridae (Florida lancelet), 2411 nucleotides long. RefSeq names its product tigger transposable element-derived protein 4-like. Gene Ontology annotation, cellular component: nucleus. Gene Ontology annotation, molecular function: DNA binding. Lineage: Eukaryota; Metazoa; Chordata; Leptocardii; Amphioxiformes; Branchiostomatidae. The record is from RefSeq and is a predicted model, not a curated record.